Panicum virgatum (switchgrass) is the source of this 1311-nucleotide messenger RNA. RefSeq lists its product as uncharacterized. Lineage: Eukaryota; Viridiplantae; Streptophyta; Magnoliopsida; Poales; Poaceae. The transcript has 2 exons. The coding region runs from base 220 to 1128 and encodes 302 amino acids. The record is from RefSeq and is a predicted model, not a curated record.
UUGUGCCAUUGAAUAUGGGCCAGGAGCUGCUGGCUACUCCCUCCUCUUACCUAUAAAAUAUGACACCAAAGAACUCUUUUUCCCACGCUGAAGCUCCCAUAGCUCCACUACCUUCCCAUUGAUCCAUGACCCUUCACUUUCUUCAUCCAUCUAAUCUUCUUGGAGAACUCUGAUCUGGUGAAGAAGGUGGCCUCCCUCUCCGCCAGCACCCUUAGCAAGAUGGAAGGAGAAGGAUGGGUCACCAGCCAUUGCUUGAGCAAAGAAGGUUUCCCCAAGCUCCUGUACAGCACCAUGGCAAGGCUUGGUAUUUUGGACCACCCGGAAUACAUGGGAAGAGAGUACGAGGAGUACGGCACAGAACGAUGUGAAGUGACUAUCUAUAUUGGAGCAAGUAAAGACUUCCCUGACAUAAAGCCAUGGUCAGUUACCACCACAGGGUUCCGAUUUGAGGACACCUACCAAGCUAUUGCCCGUAAGGCUCUGAGGUACCUAUGCCAGAUAUAUGAGAAGCCAAUCUGUCGUACGCCAAUGCGGUAUUUUCCGCCUCUGGUAAGGAACCGCCCAAUAUGGAUUACUCGGAUGAAGACCCUAGAAGGUUGUGAGUUAAGAGAAGAUAACCCAACUGUAGUGUUCAUGGCAAGGUACUUGCUCACCUUAGAUGAGGAAUAUGAUAAACAAGCAACCAAGCUCAAGGAGUGCAACCACAGGGCAGAAGAAGCUGAGAAGCAGAUCAGGAAACUUCGUGUGCAGCUUGCUGAGUCUAAGGCCCAAGUGACCAUAUCUGAAAGUCGUGAGAUCGCUGCAAUUGAAGCCUUAAAGCAAGCCGAUGACCGCCAUGCACAAGAAUUAAAAGAUGCCUACCUAGUCACUCGGGUGAAAAGAAGGGCUCUCAUAUUGGGUGGCAAAGAGUGUGAUGUGCUAGAUGGAAUCCCAAUUGUAGCCAUGGAUAACGCCAAAAAGAAGUUUGGUGAGACCCCGCCAGCACCUCCGCCUACAGAGGUCUCUGAGGAGGCUUCAGACCUGGAGCCUACCAAGGAAGAAGUCCUCCAGCAAAAUCAGCCACCGGCAGAGAGCAAAGUUGGUCUUCCUCUCAUCCCAUUAGAAGGCCCUUCAUCCUUAGAUGAAUGAUCUAGCUAGGCACUAGAAGAUCCAAGGGAAUGAAGCUACUGUCCGAAUUUAGAAUUCUAGAUUUAGUUUUAGCUAGCUCCUUUACACUAAGGGAAGUGAAAAUUACUUCACUUUGUGUAAACCCUCGUGUAAGGGAUAUGUGCCCCCAUGUAGUACAAGAUCUUUCUGCCUAUAAUGUAAUAG